AUGGAGCGGAGGAUGAAAGGCGGAUACUUGGACCAGCAAGUGCCCUACACCUUCAGCAGCAAAUCUCCCGGAAAUGGGAGCUUGGGCGAAGUGCUGAUGGUCCCACAGGGGAAACUCAUGGACCCGGGUUCCCUACCGCCUCCUGACUCCGAAGAUCUCUUCCAGGAUCUAAGUCACUUCCAAGAGACGUGGCUCGCUGAAGCUCAGGUACCAGAUAGUGAUGAGCAGUUUGUUCCUGAUUUCCAUUCAGAAAACCUAGCUUUCCACAGCCCCACUACCAGGAUCAAGAAGGAACCCCAGAGUCCCCGCACAGACCCGGCCCUGUCCUGCAGCAGGAAGCCGCCACUCUCCUACCACCAUGGCGAGCAGUGCCUUUAUUCAAGUGCCUAUGACUCCCCCAGACAAAUCGCCAUCAAGUCCCCUGCCCCCGGUGCCCCUGGACAGUCACCCUUGCAGCCCUUUCCCAGGGCAGAACAGCAGAGUUUCCUGAGAUCCUCCAGCACUUCCCAGCCCCACCCUGGCCACGGGUACCUCGGGGAGCACAGCUCCAUCUUCCCGCAGCCCCUCGACAUGUGCCACUCCUUCACGUCUUCUCAGGGAGGGGGCCGGGAACCCCUCCCAGCCCCCUACCAACACCAGCUGUCGGAUCCCUGCCCGCCCUACCCCCAGCAGAACUUCAAGCAGGAGUACCAUGACCCCCUGUAUGAACAGGCUGGCCAGCCAGCUGUGGGCCAGGGUGGGGUCAGUGGGCACAGGUACCCAGGGGCGGGGGUGGUGAUCAAACAGGAGCGCACAGACUUCGCCUAUGACUCAGAUGUCCCUGGGUGUGCAUCAAUGUACCUCCACACUGAGGGUUUCUCUGGGCCCUCUCUAGGUGAUGGGAUGAUGGGUUAUGGCUAUGAGAAAUCUCUUCGACCAUUCCCAGAUGAUGUCUGCGUUGUCCCUGAAAAAUUUGAAGGAGACAUCAAGCAGGAAGUGGUCGGAGCUUUCCGCGAGGGGCCACCCUACCAGCGCCGGGGUGCCUUGCAGCUGUGGCAGUUUCUGGUGGCCCUGCUUGAUGACCCAACAAAUGCUCAUUUCAUUGCUUGGACUGGCCGGGGAAUGGAGUUCAAAUUAAUUGAGCCUGAAGAGGUUGCCAGACUCUGGGGCAUUCAGAAGAACCGGCCAGCCAUGAAUUAUGACAAGCUUAGCCGCUCACUGAGAUACUAUUAUGAGAAAGGCAUCAUGCAGAAGGUGGCUGGUGAGCGUUAUGUGUACAAGUUCGUGUGCGAGCCUGAGGCUCUGUUCUCUCUGGCCUUCCCGGACAAUCAGCGUCCAGCUCUGAAAGCCGAGUUUGACCGGCCAGUCAGUGAAGAGGACACAGUCCCUUUGUCCCACUUGGAUGAGAGCCCUGCCUACCUCCCAGAACUGGCUGGCCCUGCUCAGCCCUUUGGCCCAAAGGGUGGCUACUCUUACUAGCCACCAUGGGUGGGAGCUGCCCAGUGUACAUAUUGGUGUAUUUGGUGUUGGGGAGCCCCCACUGAUACCCACGGAAAUCUCUAGGGCAGAUCUCUGUCCCAUCUGUUGCCCUGGGCCAGACUCAGAUGCUCACUGGAGUCUGGGGAAAGGAAAAAUGGAGGCAGGUCAAGUUUAAAGGCCAUGUUACUGAAGCGCCCCGUGGUUUACCUCUGCCCGCAGUUCAGCUCAGUCUCUAGGUCUUGCUUAGAGGCCCAAAUCCCAGUUCCCUUCCCCCACCAGAGAACUAGUAUCUCUUCUGUUCUUGGGACAAGGGGUUUCCCAAGUUUAUUAUAACAGCAGGGCCAAGGGGGUUCCCUGAACUCCCCAGUUCUCCUGUAGGAGACUGAAGCCUGGGCUCUGCCCUGAACUAGGGCCCUGUGUUCUUGGUGCUCUGUGCUUCCGGAGGCAGGAGCAGGUGGAAGGAACCUGUGGUGGGUGCUGGGGGAGGCAGAAGAAAGGGGUCCUGCUCCCAGGGGCCCUCUGGCUCUUCUCUGCCUUUUGUAGGCCCACCCAGGUCUAGAUUCCACCUCCAUCUCAUCUGCCAGACCUUAAUAAAGGCCCCUGCUUCUCCUGUUAGCUCUUCUGUUCUGCUUCCGUGGGUCAAGGACCUGGGGUGGGAAGAGCUAUGGCUGUGGAGCAGAGGGCUGGAGUUCGGGGAGUAUCCCAAGGCCUUAGAGGAUGACAUAGUGAUGCCCUUGUCCCUGUUUUCCUGGCCCAAACAAUCCCUUGCCCAUCUGGAAAAAAAAAGAGUUCACCUCUUGACUCUGAUUUUCCUCUGAAAAAUGGGCUUCAUGAAACCUCCUCUUCCCUGGAAUCAUGUGAAGACCCAGAAAUAAUGGUCAAAGGGUAUUUUUAACCACCCCUUAGCAUGAUUGGUCUCUCAUUGGGUGCUUGAUCUAUAGCCCUGCCAUUAUAGUAGUUCUCAUGACCAUGCAGUCUGUGAGUGCCCCAACUGCUAGUCCUACCCAGGCUCCAGGUGGCUGCUGUCACUGGGGUUAGAGGUAAGCAAAGAUGGGAGGGGAUGGGAAUGCAGGUUCUUGGCAGGCCAGACAGGGACUAGAUCUUCAGGGUGAUGGUAGUGUGAACAUUCCUUAGACCAGAGUCCUGGAGAGAAUAGUGACAGGCAGUGUGACUGAGGAGCUAGGACAGAAAUAGCCCAGGAAAAGGAAGGAAGAGAAAGGGUGUGUCCUAGAGUCAUCCCUUGUAACAGCUUCUCCAGAGCUGACUUAGGUAAAAACAAGUCCAGCUUACAGAAACCCAAACACUACCUA
Molecule: messenger RNA, 2768 nt
Organism: Nannospalax galili (Upper Galilee mountains blind mole rat)
Lineage: Eukaryota; Metazoa; Chordata; Mammalia; Rodentia; Spalacidae
Gene: Etv4
Product: ETS variant 4
Exons: 12
Coding region: 1-1458 (485 amino acids)
Biological process (GO): cell differentiation; regulation of transcription by RNA polymerase II
Cellular component (GO): nucleus
Molecular function (GO): sequence-specific DNA binding; DNA-binding transcription factor activity, RNA polymerase II-specific
Source: RefSeq, a predicted model, not a curated record